Messenger RNA from Jatropha curcas, 1207 nucleotides. Its product is annotated as Terpenoid synthases superfamily protein. Gene Ontology annotation, biological process: mitochondrial respiratory chain complex I assembly; biosynthetic process. Lineage: Eukaryota; Viridiplantae; Streptophyta; Magnoliopsida; Malpighiales; Euphorbiaceae. The record is from RefSeq and is a predicted model, not a curated record. Gene Ontology annotation, cellular component: mitochondrion.
UUACCCCAUAAAAGCAAAACUCUUCAGUAAAUGCAGAAAAUACGAACUCACAAUCGGUGCCCUUCUUAUUGAAAGAAUGAGUCGAUUCUCCAAGCAGGAAGGAAGGAAGAACCCUAAGCGGAUCAUGAUCUUCUAGCUAUUCUUCAAUUAUUUUCUUUAUUUCUUCUCUAACUGGAGGAACGACACUUGGGAUUUGAUGAAAGGUGCUUCUAGCAGCCUACGUGCAGCAUUUUCCCACUGUGUACAGCAAGUGCGAAGUUAUGAUUACCAUCACUAUCUCUGCCUACUUGAACUCCCUCCUAACAUGCGAAAGGCUGCAUUUGCCCUCCGUGCCUUUAAUGUUGAAACAGCCAAAGCUAUGGAUGUUGCUUCAGAUCCCAGGAUUGGUCUUAUGCGACUCCUCUGGUGGCAAGAAACUAUAGAUAAGAUUUAUGCUAACAAGUUAAUUGAGCACCCAACUGCACAGGCCCUCUCAUCAGUGAUAUUAGAGAAUAAAAUUACUAAGGGAUGGUUGAAACGGUCAGUCGAAGCACGCAUCAAUGAUGCAAGGAGAGAAGUUACUGACAUCCCAGAAACCUUAGAAGAGUUGGAAAAAUAUGCUGAGGACACUGUGUCAACCAUUCUGUACAUGACACUUCAAGCUGGUGGUAUUAGGUCCACUGCGGCUGAUCAUGUGGCAUCCCACGUUGGUAAGGCAAGCGGGCUUCUAUUGCUACUUAGGUCACUCCCAUAUCAUGCUAGUCGCAACCGUCACUUCUCUUAUAUACCAACUGAAGUGGCAGCCAAACACGGGUUAUUAGUUAAGGAGGGAGGUCAAUCAGAAAUUCGAUUGGAUUCACGCGAGGGCUUAUGUGAUGCUGUCUUUGAGAUGGCAUCAGUCGCUAAUGUUCAUUUGCAGAAGGCUCGUGCAUUGGCUGGAACAAUACCUGCUGAAGCUCAGCCGGUGCUUCUACCAGCUAUUCCAGCCCAAGUUCUCAUAGACUCCUUGAGUAAAGUGCAGUUUGAUGUGUUUGAUCCAAGGUUGGAACGAGGAGUUCUUGGCAUUCCUCCUCUGUGGUAUCAACUGAAAUUGAAGUGGUAUUCAUGGAAGGGCAAAUACUGAUAAUUUAUUUUUAUUUUUGUACUUCUAGUUCCUUUACAAUAAAGGGAUUGUCUUUUACAUGAAAAAUGGUGCUUUCCCCUAUAGUACAAAAGCUUUGGCUAAACA